Molecule: messenger RNA, 1710 nt
Organism: Triplophysa dalaica
Lineage: Eukaryota; Metazoa; Chordata; Actinopteri; Cypriniformes; Nemacheilidae
Product: protein rapunzel-like
Exons: 2
Coding region: 110-790 (226 amino acids)
Source: RefSeq, a predicted model, not a curated record
UUUGAAAGUGCCCAUUCUGCAGUGACUGCUGGGAAGAGAUACAGUUAAAAGGGAAAUAAAUAACAAACUGAAAAGGUGAACAUCAAAAUAAGCCCUUUCUCCAGAUGCAAUGGCUGACAAUGAUAUGUUAGAAGACCACGAGAAGAUAAGGAGAAGUCUUGUGAAGGUUCUAGAAUGCGUGGCCACCAUCUCAUCAGCAGCAGCGGUGGUCAAUCCCAUCUUUGGCGUGGCCGGCUCUCUCAUUCGAGUGGUGCUUCACCACGUGGACGAUGAGGAUAUUCAGAAACUUAAGCGUGAGUUUGGAAGUGUGAAUCGAGCCCUGGAUGAAAUUUCACAGCAGAACCAGAACGUACUGCUUCAGAUCAGGAAGGAGACGGUGGAUGGCCUGUACUCCCGUGUGGAAGAGAACAUUCGCACUCAGUUCAACAAAUUCAUGGACACUGUCGAGACUUCGCCGGCACACCAGCAGCGCCAGAAAGAAUUCGAAAUGUGCUUUAUGAUCAAUCAGUCUGACCAAAACCUGCACUCACUUUAUGAUGGUGUGAUGGCCGAAUCGAAGGUCUUUAGCCAGCCCAUUCUGGAGGUGUACAUGAAGCACUCGCAGGGGGACCAGUGUGUCAUGGAGAAUCUCUGCAGGCGGCUCAUCUACCUGUUCUGCAUUGGUCUCAUUGCUCUGAUGAGUUAUGCUGCCAUCGUGGGGGAUGAUGAGGAAAGUCUGCGUAUCGAGUGGGAGGAGAAAAUGAAAGAUGUGGCCAAAAGGAUGUCAGAGGUCCUGAGCAGUCCUGAGUGAUCUUUCAAUAAUCCAUCCAUCCAUCCAUCCAUCCAUCCCAUCCAUCCAUCCAUCCAUCUAUCUAUCUAUCUAUCUAUCUAUCUAUCUAUCUAUCUAUCUUUUUGUCCAGAAAUCACUCAGAACAUCCUAGCUACCUCACAGCAACAUAGCCACCAGGCAAAUGACAUCAAAUUACCAAAAGAGCAAUGCUUACUUUAGUACUGCCUAGCACCCCAAGUCAACCGGCCAAGGACAACCUGAAAGUAAAAAAAUGUGUCAUAAAAUAGUGUUGCAAAAUCUAUAUAUUCUAUCUUACCUUCUUUCAUUGUUAUUCUUAAAUGAUAUCAUGUACUAUGCAGCAGUAGUAUGAAUAAAAUGGUGAAGAAUGAACACACUUUGACAAUCAUUUGUAAAAAAGAGAGAAUGUCCCAUUGUGUAAUAGUGUCUUGGUAACUUAAAGAAGUAAUUUAAAUAAUAGCAGAAACACCUUACCCAAAAAUAAAAUGAGGAAAACUCACUAUUGUGAAGGACAAAGUGACUCCUAAAAUUAAGUACCAAACUGUAAAGUUUGAUUGUAUUUGAUAAUAUUGUAUUUUUAUCUGAAUUGAUUUCUACAGCAGUCUAUGACAGAACACAAAGAACCGAUUUUCACCCUCUGGAUGUGCAUAUCAUGAAAAUUACUUUGCCACUUAAAGGUCCAGUCAGUGAAAUCUAGUGGCAUGGCUUUAAACUGCAACCAACCGCUCACUCCCUUUCGAAACAUUUCAAUGGCUGACAGAACAUGGCGAAUUGAAAAGGGGACGCGCAGUGUAUGUAGAUAGAAAUAGCUCAUUCUAAGGUAAUAAAAACAUAACUCUUCAUUAUGUAAGCUCUUUGUACACCUCUGAAGACAUACUUAUGUAUAUAAUAUUGCAUUUCUGUCAAUAAAUCCUAUAAAAUUA